Molecule: messenger RNA, 855 nt
Organism: Verruconis gallopava
Lineage: Eukaryota; Fungi; Ascomycota; Dothideomycetes; Venturiales; Sympoventuriaceae
Exons: 2
Coding region: 1-855 (284 amino acids)
Source: RefSeq, a predicted model, not a curated record
AUGCGACUUCCGGGUACGAUCAACAUUGUGAAUAAUGAAUUGCCGAGUCCAGAGUUUCUGGCUAAAUAUGCACUCCUCAAGCAGAAGCGAAAAGGCGCGAAACGUGGCGCAACAAAGGGAAACAAGAAUAGAUCGGACAAUAAGGCCUCGGGAAACUCAAGUGGCGGCGGAGACAAUGUAAAAGGGAACAAAGACGACAACGGAAAGGCUAACAAAGAUGACAACGAAAAGACGAACAAAGAUGACGACAGAAAGACGUACAAAGAUGGCAACGGAAAGACGAAUAACGAUAACAACGUUGAGAAGAGCGAUUUCACUGAAGCUCAAGAUCAAGCUUUGAUCGAGCACAAGCUUCAUGAUAUGGCAUGGAAAGCAAUUGCCGCAGACUUGGGUAAGAACGUGGCCCAAGUUAAACAGCGAUUUAAGCAAAUCAAACCAGCAGAUUUCGACGCACGACACUCUGAAGCUCUGGCAGCAAAGAAGGCGAAGCAGCAGCGGGAUGAGAAAUCUGAUGCUAAUCAGAACGGUGGAGAGAGGAGCAACGAUCGGGACAAAAAAGACAAAGGGAUACAUAAUGGUACCGACACGAACGCAGGUCAAGAGAGUGGAUCUACUGGUAAGAAAAAAAGCAAAGCUGAUGGUAGAGAAGAUGCCCAGAAAGACGAAAAUUGGUGGGAACAGCCGGAUAAGAACUGGUCGAAAGAAGAGCUUGCGGCCCUGCUACAUAUUUCGAACGAAGAGCUGGUCAACGCUUUUGCUCAGAUUUCGUUGCGUCUAGCGGAAGAGGAGGGCAAGCAAGUGCAUCCAGCAUCAAUUGCUGAGAAGAUUUUAGGCUCGAAGCCAAAAUGGGCGUGA